AGUAGUGUCUCCUCUGAACCUAAACGAAAAAGGAAGAGAUCAUCAGAGUGCAGUGAAACUUUAACAACAAAUGGAAUUUCUUCUCUCAGGCUCGGAUCUUUGAAAUCAGAACCAGGUACUUGGAAGCAGUUAGCAGUUAAUUUCCUUGUUUAGAAGUGUAACUGAUAUUUUUGUUUUCAGAUGAAUGAUACAGAUACAAUGUUCUUUUGAGUGACUACCUUGGGAAUCCAUAACUGUGGUUGCAAUAAGAAAAGGUCAUUUACAAGAAUGGCCUCUCAUAAGCAUCCAUGUGGUGCAAGUAGUGAAGAAAGUGUUAACUGAGCAGUCUUUUACGAGAACUUUAAAACAAAGGGAAAGACUGGCCAUGGCUGCUUAUGAGAGUUUUUACAUUACAUGGGUGAAUUCACAAACAGGGUCUUAAAGAGCUGGUCACUUACCCGAGUUGUGGCAAGGAAAGCAUUGAGCAUAUUAUGACUUUCAUAUUUUAACACCCCUUCUCAUUUUUUUUUUUUUCCGUGGACAAGACAGCUCCAAGAGUGGAUUGCUAGCAGUACUCACCCAUGUGUUUAGUAACACAUAUAUACUAGAUCUACCCCUGUGGACCACACUGUUCAAUUUAACUUUUUUGCUUAUGCUUUAUCUGUAGGUGAUUUCGGUAUUGAUGGUAGUGGUUCUGAGAACCUGGAUUCCCCGGAUCCACUCACCACACCAGCCACACCUGACCCAGAGAACUCUUACCAGUGCCUUAAGUGGUUACCAUUUAAACCUGAUGAGUGCUGUAUCAUGUAUGAUGAUGCCUCCCAGAGAAUGUAAGUCUUCUUCCUGCUUUUGUUGUCUUAGCUUUAUCUCAGAUUUUCUAUCCUGGAUACCAGAAGGUUUUUUCUCACGUGUUGGCAGAUAUGCUGGUGUCUUUGGAUGGAAGCUGAAGGCCAAGCAGCAAAGCUUUUCGCCAGACCACUAUAGACUUGAGUGAAACCAGAAAUUGUCCAUGAAAAGUCUCUGGUACCCAUGGUACAGUUGUUCCAGCAACACUACAAAUUAAUCACUCAUGCCUCCAAAGGUGUCCCUUUGUGAUUCACAGUUUACUCAGCAUUAGUUUUGCUCUGGUAACUUAAUGUUGAAAAUGAAAUUGCAGUUGUUAGUCACGUGCCACUGGGAAGUGACAUUUUUGGAAAGAAGGGAGGCAAAUUCAGCAUGUGUAUAGUAUUUGUGUGAUAUUUUUCCAUAAUAAUAUUUGUACUUGUCCUCUUUAGACCUCCUCCUCUCUUCAGAGUGGAUGCUGAUAAAGGUUUUAACUACUCAUUUGCUGACGAGGCCUUUGUUUGUCAAAAGAAGAAUCACCUUCAGGUAUUUGACCAUAACAAAAGUUAUUAAUGGAUUAUAUAUAUUUUGAUUUGUAUUAUUAUUUAUGAUUGAGCACUAUUUAAAUGUACAGAUUAGAUGACCUGUUUGAUUGACCAAAUUCUAGAAUAUUAUGAAAGGUAAUAAAACAUAAGUUCACUGGUUUGGAGAUUUGGGGCUUGCGACAUUUUUAUUAGACAUAAGUGUUGCAGUAAGGAACAUCACAGACCCAGAUUCCCUUGUGUCCUUACAGUCAUCCCAGGGCUGUAACUAUAGUGAAAAAAACUCUUUGGCAUUCCUGGAAUUUGGCUAUCUAAAACACUUAACCCGUAGACCAUCAAGUGAAACCUACCAUGUGUGGAAAAUUAAAAUUUCAUGUCCUGUUUCCAACUAACCUAAAGUCUCUUAGUGUGGCUUCAUUAUAUGUAACCAAGCUUAACUUUGUGUGCGCUGUUUGCCAUGAAAAAAGGCUUUCCUGUUUAAGGGAAGGUCAAACUGCUCUUAUUUGGCUGAAGGGUGUUUAGCUUUAUAAUAUUAUGUAUUCUAAUUAGGUAUAAUAAUUGUCUUACAGGUAACAGCAUACAUGAGCCUUCAAUCAGAACAAGCUCCCAAAUAUGUCAGAGGGGAGGUUAGUUGGCAUCAGCUGAAAUUUCAUGUCAGUAAUUUAUCCCUUCUUUAAUUUGCACAUUGGGCAUUUUUCAUUUACCAGAAACUUUGGGAAACUUCACUGGAAAGGCCCCUUUGGUGAAGAACAUGUUCUGUUUGACACAAGUAGAGCUUGUUUGUUCCUCUCUCUCUUGCCAAAAUUUAAGAUGGUGGCAAAAAUAUUGCCAUGAAAUCAGCCUGGAACUGAUGAAUCCUUAUGAAAACUUGUUAAUGAAACAUGUAUUUUCUUUUUCCAUUCCUGGGAAUUUUCCUGUGGGAUGUCCAAAAACGUAUGUUUUUCAUUUACACCCCAAACUUAAAUUGUGGAAUUUCUUGUUAAAAGGGAAGUGCUCAUUAUCACUUAAACCAGUAGAGUUCAUUCAAAGCUGUUAAUAUAAAAUUGAGCCAUUUGUGUUCCACCUCCAUCAGUGGUUAUAAUCAUAAAACACUUUUUUAAGUUAAACCUUGCCAUUAUCAUAUGAAAGGGCUCUACCAAGAGCCUUCAAGCAAUCUGCCAUUUACUGGGUGGGUGUAGUAGUUAUAAUGUACUGUAGAAGUUUGAAUUUUUUACUCUUAUAAUAUCUCAUUAUAAAGUUGUCCUUUUUCAGCAAAAUGAGCUGAGACGUAUCGAGAAGUUCUGUUUACAUCUUUAUGGAAUUAAGGUGUGUGAGAUUGCAUGGCUUUUUGAGAACAUUAUGACCUGACCACAUGAUAUGGUCUUAUUGUGAAAAUCUUUGAAAAGAUUUUUCCCAGUCGCCAAAAAAAUAUUGAACUUUUUCAAUCCUUAAUUUAACCCUUUGUGGGCCUUUUUUGAUCUCUCUAAUAACACACCCUCUCUUUUAAGCUCUCGCUGUCCAUUUAACCACUAGUUAAGUUGUUAGGCCUAAUAUACAUACACUGUAAGUACUAUAAAUAUUUAUUCCACUUAUUUAGAUGGAGUCCCAGGCUAGUAGAAUUGGCGUGGAACAGUCUCAGGCUGACAGAAGCAAACGUCACUAUGAACCUUUACAGUAUGUUAUUCUUUAAUUUUUUUACAGGUUUUUUUUUAUGGUAAAAUUUGUUCUUAGUAAAUUUGCAAGACUGAUAUUUUUGGUUACAGUCCGACCUCAGUUGAGCUGCCAUCCAUUUAGCUAUCAGGUGACCAGGUUCCAGGAGAAAAAAUGCCAGUAAUUACAAAAUUGCUGUAAACAGAAUCUCUCCCCACAGCCAACCUUAACUAUUAAAGCAACCACAUAGUUGUUCUCUGGCAGUGACCUCUUAUAGGGAUGCAACUGUACUUGCUAAAGACUUACUUCUACUGAUAUUUAAAUGAUUUUCAGAUUUCACAUAUCACCAAAUGAACAAGCAAAGAUCACAGUUGGAAGACUACAUUUUAGGUACUGUUGACAAGUGCAUUUUCUUUGUCUGUAAUUAGGCAUGUGUUAAUGAAGAUUUGCACACCCCGAGCUUUUUUAACCCUUUCACUCCCAGAAGUCAAAUCUACAAAAUUUUUAUAUUUUCAUGGGUGAAAUGCUUAAAAAUCAAAAGAAAUAACCUUAAUGAAACUACUGACAAGGAAGUUUCAUUUCUAAAAAUGGGCACAUCUCAGAAUUUUGUAACAGACUCAAACGUUAGAACUGCAUUGUCGAACCUUAUCAUUCUCUCUGCCAGAGACAAGGUUAUAUAAUAUUUGCGUUUGAAUUUCAGUUUCUGUUUUUCGUGGCCUUACAUCCUAUCAGUCCCUUUUUUCAGUUAAGUACACCUUGGUAUUUUCCCUUCAAUUACAUACAGUCAGUGCUGCGUAUUGGCCGACUUUGGAACUAGAGAACUUUCCUGCAUAAUUACCCUUGAUUAUAGGAAUUUGUGAAUUUGCAUGCAAACAUUCAUGCCCGGAGCAUCCACUGGUUUUCAAAGACAGCACACAUUCAUAGCAUGUAUAGCCGUAAUUUCCUCUUGAAAGAUGAAAGGAGUGAGGCCUUUGAGGAUAUUUAACUUCAAAUGAAGCAGCAAUUAUCAACCAGUUCUUUCAAUUGCACUGGAUGGAUCAAUUACGGUUUCUGGUAAACUGCCCACCCACCCCUCCCCAGGGCAAAAAUUUGGCUUAGAGGAGGGGGUAGAGGGGCCCUUCUGGAGGGAAUACAGUAUACUUAUUUAAGGGAAGUAGAAGUUUCAAGAUGUUUAUGCAGACUCUCAGGGUCUCUUACAUAUCCACAAAUUCUUUUAUAGUGAAACAACAGCAAACAACAUGAGAAAGAAAGGAAAACCAAAUCCUGACCAAAGGUAACUGCAGCAAUGCUCCUUGAUUAUUUCUAACAGUAUGUGAACUUUUGGCCGAGAAAGACCAAAUGGUCAUUGGUAACAGAAGGCUCAGAAGAAAUGUUUAGGAUUUUGCCAUCAAGAGUCAAAACAAUAGUCCUCCAGAUGGCAGAUAUGACUUACAGAUUGGAUGUUCUAUGUACUGAACUAUAUAAAAAAAAGGCACUGCAUUUGAGUGUCAAUGUAUUUGGAACGAAAGUGCUAACUGGGGACACUAUUUUUACGUCUCCUACUGGAGUCGGGACCGCCUUUUUACCUGGUCAUCCGAGCCACGCGAAGGUCAAGCGGCUAGCGCGCAGUGCAAAGGAGUACCUUUAUUUCUCAGUUAUUUUAAGACCUUGAGUAAUGGUCCAGCCCCAGGAAUCGAACCCGGAACCACCCACUCUGCAGUCAAGCGCCCUACCGACUGAGUUAAUCCUGCCGCGGAGACUAUAGGAGACUUGAGAGUUGACGAUUGGCUAUAUACAGUGUAGAUACUUCUAGGUUCAUUCACGUUGAUAUUCUUGAUGUUUGACAAAACAUUUGCUUUAUUACUUGAGAGUUGACGAUUGGCUAUAUACAGUGUAGAUACUUAUAGGUUCAUUCACGUUGAUAUUCUUGAUGUUUGACAAAACAUUUGCUUUAUUUUCCAUUUUAUUCCUUUUCAAGUCUUAGUUACAUUUGAAAAUUUGAUUCAUGAGCUAUAUAUAAUUAAUUAAUUGAUUGACUGAGUGAUUACAUUCACAGAUACUUCUUGCUAGUUGUGGCGGUCUAUGCGCAUUCAAAGAACAAAGAAUAUUUAGUCUGUGCCAAUGUUUCAGAGAGGAUUAUUGUUAGGGUGAGGAAUUUGUUGUUGUUCAUCAUGCCUUGAGACAGGUUGAUCGGAGCUGCAAAUAACAAUUCAAUCAUCAAACUAUGUGCAAGUAAAAUUUGCCCAUGUGUGACAAAAAAUCAUACCCUUCCCCCGGGUGCACUCACCGUAGUUUUAUACGGGGAGGUUCCGCCCCUAGAUCCAAGCCCUUGCCCCCUUUUACAUACCAUAUUUGUUAGAAAAGGUACCCCUUUCUCAUACCUCUUAUUCGCAAUUGGUACUCUAACCCUUUCACAUACAUGUACCUUCUUCAGAACACUGCAUCUCUUGACUGCUGUAAAUGCACCUUUUCUAAUCCCGGCCAUUCUCCGUUGCAUCUCGUGUUAUCCCAUAGUUUUUUUUACGAACCGGAAAGAAAAUUCCGCAUAGUGUACUUUGAUUCUGAUACUUGAAUAAAUAAUUUUUAGGCUUCCAAUCCAGGCCAGUUUGAAAAUGAUAUGGAGGUUAUUUGGUCCCGAGGUCAAACUACAGACUCCGUUUUUCGAAUGGUAGGGAAAGUGUUAAACUUAGAAUGUGCAUAUUAUUUAACUUAGUUUUAAGAUAGCGUAUUUGUUUGUUGAAGUUAUUAUCACCAAAAAGGCCCCAAUACAGAGUGCUUAAUCAGCAUGUGUGUUCAGCCUUAAGUCCAAAAACUCGAAAGGGAAAACCUUUUGACUUGAAACCUUUUCACAAUGGCAGACGAAAGUCGAAAAGGUAACAUAAGCUUACACUCUCUACCAGUGAGCUUUGCUGCCCUUGUUAAACACGAGGACAAUAUUAUUUGCAGAAAGAAAUGAACCAUAACCAGGGAAAGCGUUUUUACGUGGUGAUUAAUUUAUCGAUCUGGGCCAUCUGAGGCCACCGUCAGUUUCUCUUUGCGGUUCUAUGACACUUACGAGACACGUUAUACUCUGUAAUAAAUGAUAAAAGCUACGGACUGGAUUGUUUUUCAUUGAAAAGUGGCAAAAUUGCCCAACUUUAUCGCAACGUCUUCAUCAUUCAUCAUAAUAAAAGCAAAGUUUUAAAUGAAACUAGACCGUUGCAGCAGAAUUUCUAUUUAACAUUUAUACAAGUAAACUGUGUUGACGUACUGUUAGUAGAAAACACUUCAACGAUUCUGGAAACAUAACAACAAGCACUUCUGGCCUCCGUAGCGGGCUGGACUUAUCGCGCGCGUUUGCUUUAUUCAACGGGUACUUUCUGUGGCCUUUGUUUGGGCUGUAAAGCUGCGAAAAGAAUAGGAAUGAGUUAGUGCCGAAACUCUCCUUUCUCUACUGGCGGCUCUGCCCCAAAAAAGCAUGCGCACACUCUGAACCCUGCAGCUGAGCAGGAUAAAGCACUUCUAAACAUUCUGACCCCAUAUAAAUGUGAUAUUUUUAGGGUCGCGUUGGCAUCAAUACUGACAAACCAGAAGAAGCUCUGUCAGUUCAUGGCAACCUAAAGGUGACGGGGCGGCUUGUUCAUCCCUCUGACAGCAGAGUCAAGGAAUCCAUUGAAGAGGUAUGUGGGACAUGUACCAACCGUCUGGUAGGAAAUAGGCGCGUGUAGGAUAACUGUUUCAUUAGAAAUAUGAAUAACAAAAGGAAAAUAAAAACAUUGAUUAAUAUGCCUGUUUCAUUUUUGAAGAACCACAGUUGUACCAGGCAGAAGUUAAAUGGCAUCUUUUUCUUAAGGAUUGAACUGUAAUUCGUAUACCAUGGUCCCUAAACCAGUCAAAACUCUCUCUUUACAUUGCACAGAUCAAUCUAAUCUUUAUUACAAGUGAAAGCUCUCUUAGCGAACACUCUCGUAAGCGGACAGCGCUACUUACAGCUACCUUCACAAAACCCCGUUUCUAUUUUUCCCGUGCCACAAACGGAGUACCUUAAGGUCCUUAGUAUCAAACACUAGAGGGAAUGUUUCAUCCGAUUUGCAGACACCGGUUGUAUAAUCUCAAAUAGUUAAUUGUUAAGAGUGUGGUUUCGACGAAGUUUAAAACUUUAUUGUAAUGCCCGACAUCCAUAGCCUGCGUGCAGACGAUAACUAAACUCUGAUUAGUACCGUCUGCGAAGCAGCGCAGAGAUCCUUAUUCUGGACCCCCAACCGACUCAACGAAUUACCGGAAGUGCGUUUCGAAUUUCCCUUCAACCUGAUUGGCUAUUAUCAGUCUUGCGACAAACAAAACGAAGGUCUUUUUUAACUGGCCAAUCGUGGUGCGUACUCAAAUCUGGGUACACAGCUGGAAGUCCAGAACAAGGAUUUCGGCGCUGUUUGGCAGACGGAGUUAAUUAGAGUUUAAUUUCGUCUGCACGCAGGCUAGACAUCCAAAACCUCCGUCACGUUUUGUCUUCAUAAGCUCGAGAAAGACAUGUUAAAGCUGUUCCUUUUGAUUGUCGUUGGUUUUGAUUCAGGUGGACACAAGUGAACAACUUAAAAAUGUGUCAAAAAUGAAGCUCUACAGAUAUCGCUACAGCCGGGAAUACUUGGAGCACGCCGGCUUAGGAACA
This is a messenger RNA of Porites evermanni, 7596 nucleotides long. The record is from the annotation of a GenBank genome assembly. Lineage: Eukaryota; Metazoa; Cnidaria; Anthozoa; Scleractinia; Poritidae.